GUCCCGGUCGCCAUGUCGUCUAGCGCAGACGCCCAGCCGGCGAGCUACAAGGCAAUCGGAAUCUCACUCGCGGUCGGCUCGGGCCUGUUGAUCGGCGCCAGCUUCAUCUUCAAGAAGAAGGGCUUGCUGGCGGCGCAGAAGAAGACGGGAGGCGUCGCGGGAGAGGGCCACCCGUACCUCAAGAGCUGGCUGUGGUGGACCGGCAUGAUCAUCAUGAUCCUCGGCGAGGUCUGCAACCUUGUCGCGUACUCAUUCGUCGACGCCAUCCUCGUUACGCCCAUGGGCUCCCUCGCCGUCGUCACGAGCGGUGUUCUCGCGCACUUUCUCCUCAAGGAGAAGUUGACCACGUUCGGCUGGUUGGGAAGCGUCCUCUGUAUCCUCGGCUCGGUCAUCAUCGCCCUCAACGGUCCUUCGGAGCACGGCUCGUCCGACAUCAACAAGUUCAAGGACCUCUUCGUGUCGCCCGGUUUCCUCACGUGGGGCGGGAUCUGCCUCGUCGCGGCGGCCGCCAUGGUCUUCUUCGUCGCGCCGCGGUACGGCAAAAAGAACAUGUUUGUCUACAUCGUCAUCUGCUCGCUCCUCGGCGGCCUGUCGGUCGCCUGCACGUCCGGCCUCGGCGGGUCCAUCCUCUCGUCGAUCCGCAACUCGGACUCGACGCCCUGGCGCAACUGGUUCAUGUACUUCCUCAUCGCGUUCGUCGUCACGACCCUCCUCCUCGAGAUCAACUACCUCAAUAAAGCCCUCGAGCUGUUCAACACGGCGGCCGUGACCGCCGUCUACUACGUCAUCUUCACCUCGUGCACCCUCAUCACGUCCAUCAUCCUCAACAAGGGCUUCAGCGGCGCGACGACCGUGUCCAUCAUCAACGUCGUCCUCGGUUUCCUCGUCAUCGUGCUCGGCGUCACUCUUCUUCAGCUGUCCAAGGUCGACCCCGAGGAGGUCCAGUCCGCCCUGCUCGACAAGCGCUCCGCGACCAUCUUGCGCGCCACUCGCGCCGGGUCCGGCCACGAGUCGGCUUACGACGCCGAGGACCCGGGCAUGGACACGGUGCGCGGGUUCGGCGGCGCCAUCGGCUCCAUCCACCGCGCCAUCUCCAUGCGGUCGCAGCAGACGCGCCGCCGCCAGUCGACGGGCCCGUUCGGUGCCGACGAGAUGGCGAUGCGGUGGCGAGGGGCCGGCGAGGGGAGGACCGGUGCGCCUGGUGCAGCUGGGAGCGGGCCGAGCGAGAACAUUCCGCGGUACCAGCUGUACGACGCGCCAGCGCAGAUUCACGAGGAGCCUUUGCCCAUCGACGCCGCCGACAAGAUCUCUCUGCACUCGGGCCUUGCGUCGCCGGGCCUGCCCUCGCCCGUUCCGAGCCUCGACGGCCGGCCGCGAGCCAGCUCGGCCGUCAAGUUCGCGCAGAACGACAACCUGCAUCUCUACGGUGUUUCUCGAAAAGGGCCGACCGGCCACGUCGAGCAGCCUCGCCUCGAGGGCACCCACGUGCACCAGUCGAGCUUUCCCGUCGCGACGAGCGACGUUGGCGACGCCGCAACCGGCGACUUCUCGGCCGCUCGGAGCGGCUCGCUCUUCGCCUCUCCCGCCUACCGCGACCCGUUCGCCGAGCAGCCCGCCUCGCCCACUUCCACGUCGCACUCUCGCCAAUCUCUCGCACAGCGCCUCGGCUCGGCCUUCUCGCCCUCGUCGCCCGACAUCGCCGAGAAGGACUUCAACCCGGCGUUCGCAGCCGUCGACGUGCCGGGUACGGCGCCCCUGCCGAGCCGAGGCCGCUUCGCGUUGUCGCCGUUGCGCAAGGGCUCGCGCGAGGCGUCGCCGGCGAGGACGGGCGCAGGCGUGCCGCACCCGAGGGGCCCGCGAGACGCCGAGGCGAUGGGGGAGGAGGAGGCGCUCGUCGGUCGGCAGGAGUUGGGGAGGAGGGUCGGCAGCGCGGGCAGCAGUGACGGAGAGGACGACGAUGACGAGGCGGAUGGGUCGCAGCUCGAGCGGUACGACACGCGAGACAUGCUCUGAGCUGGAGGUUUCUCGUCGGUCGUCCCCUGUGUUACUUAGCCUCCUCUCGUUAUCUCUCUCGCUCCCUCUCUCUCUCCUGUACCUCUGGGUAGACCUGCUCGAGAAAGAG
Rhodotorula graminis WP1 is the source of this 2122-nucleotide messenger RNA. RefSeq lists its product as uncharacterized. Gene Ontology annotation, cellular component: membrane. NCBI's taxonomy places the organism in Eukaryota, Fungi, Basidiomycota, Microbotryomycetes, Sporidiobolales, Sporidiobolaceae. The transcript is spliced from 7 exons. Bases 13 to 2013 code for a protein of 666 amino acids. Gene Ontology annotation, biological process: magnesium ion transport. Gene Ontology annotation, molecular function: magnesium ion transmembrane transporter activity. The record is from RefSeq and is a predicted model, not a curated record.